AUGUCUUUCCCUGAUAAACAUCAAAGAAAAACAUGUUGGGAUGCUAGAGACAAAUUCUGGCAAUGCUUAGAUGAACAUAACAUUAAAGAUAAUUCUGAACAUCCUAAAGCCUGUGCUGAAUUUAGGAAACUGUUUGAAAACUCUUGUCCUCCAAAAUGGGUCUCACAUUUUGAUAGGAAGCGAGAUUACAAUAUAUUCAAAGUUCAAAUGCAGAAAGAGGGAUUUGAACCUAUUAAAGAUGCUGCUUAG
This is a messenger RNA of Pieris macdunnoughi, 249 nucleotides long. Lineage: Eukaryota; Metazoa; Arthropoda; Insecta; Lepidoptera; Pieridae. The record is from the annotation of a GenBank genome assembly.